This is a messenger RNA of Ruditapes philippinarum (Manila clam), 835 nucleotides long. RefSeq lists its product as uncharacterized. Bases 3 to 617 code for a protein of 204 amino acids. Lineage: Eukaryota; Metazoa; Mollusca; Bivalvia; Venerida; Veneridae. The record is from RefSeq and is a predicted model, not a curated record. The transcript has 3 exons.
UAAUGGUUGUUGGGACAAUAGCUGCGGUAACUGUUGUAUGCAUUGGUGGAGCGAGAAUUCAGCCAAUUACUGCUGGCGCGACGGCUGGAGGAACAAUUGGAUCAACCGUCCAAGGUGCUGGAAAGGGUUCAGCAGUGAAAAAAGCUGUGUGUGUAGGAACAGCUGCUGGGGCGAUAGCUGGUGCUGUAGCAAAUGCCGGAACGGAUGCAGGGACGGGUGCUGUUGCAUCUGGUGCAUUAAUUGGUGGUUUAGCCGGAGGAACAGUCGCUGCCGGAAUAGGUGGUGUAAGUGUUGGAGUUGAUUCGCUUCUUGCAAAUAUGAGCGCUGAUGGCUUAGCAUUGUUAGCAGUUGGUGCAAGUGUUAAUCAAGAAGAUGAUGAAAUAAGCUAUGAUUGUUGGAAGCCUGUGGUGCAUGAUACGUCUCCGGAAAGAUCAAAUGGGAUGCUCCUCAAAGACAUGGUGUGCCAUCCUAAUGUUGCAAACGUUACCAUGACAACGGGAAUAUGUGACAGCCUUCCGAGUAUCCUCAUUGAAAAUAUUUGGAACGAAACGUUUGAGAUCGAAUAUGUAUUUGUACACAAUACGGGCAAGAUAGCGUGCCAUGCUAAACAUCUUUGAAUUUGAAAUAGAUAUGUGUAUAUUUUCAGAUGAAAGAAAGUUGGAGUUAAAUGGUGUGCACUAUUUUUUACUUCCAGGAUUAUACAAAGUGUUUGCAUUUAUUUCGAGACAUUUUAGAUGACAUAUAAUUUAUUUUGUGUUAUAUUUGCAUUUGCAUUUACAAAAAAAGAAGUCUAAAACUUUUGAUCUGAUUAUUUUAUUAAAUUAAGAUCUUAUUA